GAGGAGACCGGCCUCACACAAACAGGCGCAUCGUGGUUGUAUCGCACAGGGCAACGAGACGCCUGACGGCCUGACAGAGAGGAGCGCAGCGGCGCGGCGACCCGGGCGCCGGAGUCCGGAGGGGAGGGGAAGAGGCGAUGGCGGCAAUCGGGUCCUCCAACAUCGGAUUCCAGCUGCUGAAGAAGUCUGGUUGGAAGGAGGGCACUGGCCUUGGAGCGCAGGAGCAGGGAAGGUUGGAGCCUGUAGAAACUCGUGUUAAGAAUAACAAGCGUGGUUUGGGUUCUAAAGAACCAAAACCAAAGCCUAAGGUUGAGGAUGAUGUUGAAACAAAUCCUCAAAAGCCCAAGCAGGAGGUGCCGUCAAAGAAAAGGGCAAAGUUAGCUGCAAAGAGGAUACGAAAGAUGCAAGAAGAGGAGAAGCGCUUGAAAGAGAAGGAAUUCGAGAUGGCUUUUUUCAGGGAAUUUUGGCCUGAUAAUGUGUAAGACAGAAACUUCAAAAAUUGACAUUGUAGCUGCUGACCUUGCCUGAUAUGGCGAAUGUAUGGCUUGCCAAAUGCUUAACAAGUUUUGCAACCGUUGUCAUACUGUCAUCCCAGUUGUGCUGGCCACCAAAAUGUAGCCAUCCAGUCCGUGGAUGAUUUCGCACAUGAUUUGUGGCUAGGUUGGCACAUAGCUAUUCAUCCAUGUAAUGGACAAAUCCAGUGUAGAAUUUUUCAGACCAUAUGAUCUUCUAAUUUUUGUACAUGAUAAAUGCUGUUCUUUUUUCACAAUAUUUUGCCUUGCCAAUACAAAGUUUUAUAUGGCUCA
This is a messenger RNA of Sorghum bicolor (sorghum), 806 nucleotides long. Its product is annotated as PIN2/TERF1-interacting telomerase inhibitor 1. Gene Ontology annotation, molecular function: nucleic acid binding. The record is from RefSeq and is a predicted model, not a curated record. NCBI's taxonomy places the organism in Eukaryota, Viridiplantae, Streptophyta, Magnoliopsida, Poales, Poaceae. The transcript has 4 exons. The coding region runs from base 138 to 482 and encodes 114 amino acids.